Daphnia pulex (common water flea) is the source of this 5159-nucleotide messenger RNA. RefSeq names its product filaggrin-2-like. Bases 44 to 5092 code for a protein of 1682 amino acids. The record is from RefSeq and is a predicted model, not a curated record. Gene Ontology annotation, molecular function: extracellular matrix structural constituent; protein binding. Lineage: Eukaryota; Metazoa; Arthropoda; Branchiopoda; Diplostraca; Daphniidae. The transcript has 6 exons.
CGCCCACUAUUAAAGGCAGUUGAAUCAGAAGAAACAGAUUAAAAUGGUCCGUUCAUUCUCUUUUCUUGUGUUUUUAAUUUUGGGUUGCUGGAUAAUUUGUUUUUCCAGUUAUGUUAAUGCUCAAUCACAGUCAGUCCAGUCAGUCAAAUCGUCCCAGUCAUCAUUCAGUUCGAAGCAAUCAUCCGGACAGCCAGUCCAAACAUCCCAGUCAUCAUUUGCGUCAGUCAAGACAUCAGGUCAAUCAUCAGUCCAGUCAUCAAAGCAAUCAUCAGGUCAGUCAUCAGGCCAGUUAGGCAAAUCGUCCCAGUCAUCAUUCAGUUCGAAGCAAUCAUCCGGACAGCCAGUCCAAACAUCCCAGUCAUCAUUUGCGUCAGUCAAGACAUCAGGUCAAUCAUCAGUCCAGUCAUCAUACCAAUCAUCAGGUCAGUCAUCAGGCCAGUUAGGCAAAUCAUCAACUCAUUCAAAAAAAUCAAGGAAAUCCUCAGGCAAGUCAUCAGACCAGUCAAUCCAGAUACCAGGCGAGUAUGCCAACCAGGCCAGAUCAUCCAAACAAGUCCAUUCAUCAGGCAAGACAGUAAAGUCAUCAGCCCAGUCCUCAGUCCGGCAAGCUCAGUCAUCAAACAAGUCAGUCCAGUCCCUUAUUAAAACAACCAAAUCAUCUAAGUCAUCAGGUCAGUCAAUCCAGUCAUCAGGUCAGUCAAUCCAGUCAUCAGGCCAGUCAAUCCAGUCAUCAGACUGUUUAAUCCAAACAACAGGCGGGAAUGCCCAUCAACACCAAGAACUAUCAGGCCAGUCAGGCAAGGUAUCAGGACAAUUCACCCAUUCGUCAGGCCAGGUAGUCCAGUCAUCAGGUCAGUCACAACAGGCAGCUGGCCAAUAUGUUUAUUCAUCAGGCCAGAACGCACAUAGAUACCAUUCAUCAGGGCAUUUAAGCCAAUCAGGUCAGGUAUCAGGCCAUAGGUCAAGCCAUUCAGGUCAGACAGUCCUGCAAACAGGACAGUUAGCCAAACAGUAUGACCAGUCGUCAGGUCAAUCAUCAGGCCAGUUAGUCCAUCAAACAGGGCAGAUAUCUGCAGGUCAGGCAUCAGGGCAGUUUGCCCAGUCAUCUGGAUAUGUAUCUGGACAGUAUACCCAGUUAUCUGGCCAAUCCGACCGGUCAUCAGGUCAGUCCGUAGAAUUAGCAGGCCAAUAUGUCCCGUCAUCAGGCCAAGCAACAGGCCAGUUUGCCCAGUCAUCAGGCCAGUUCACCAGAGAAUCAGGCCUUGCAACAGGCCAGCAUGCCCAGUCAUCCGGAUAUGUAUCUAGACAGUAUGCCCAGUUAUCUGGCCAAUCAGACCGGUCAUCAGGACAGUCCGUACAAAUAACAGGCCAAUAUGUCCCGUCAUCAGGCCAGUUUGUUCAGUCAUCAGGCCAGGCAACAGGCCAGUUUGACCAGUCAUCAGGCCAGUUUGCCCAGUCAUCAGGCCAAAGAACAGGCCAGUUUGCCCAGUCAUCAGGCCUUGCAUUAGGCCAAAAUGCCCAGUCAUCCGGAUAUGUAUCUGGACAGUAUGUUCAGUUAUCUGGCCAAUCAGACCGGUCAUCAGGCCAAUCCGAAGAUAUAACAGGCCAAUAUAUCCCGUCAUCAGGCCAGUUUGUCCAGUCAUCAGGCCAGGCAACAGGCCAGUUUGACCAGUCAUCAGGCCAGUUUGCCCAGUCAUCAGGCCAAAGAACAGGCCAGUUUGCCCAGUCAUCAGGCCUUGCAUUAGGCCAAAAUGCCCAGUCAUCCGGAUAUGUAUCUGGACAGUAUGCCCAGUUAUCUGGCCAAUCAGACAGGUCAUCAGGCCAAUCCGUACAAAUAACAGGCCAAUAUGUCCCUUCAUCGGUUCAAGCAACAGGCCAGUUUGCACAGUCAUCAGGCCAGGCAACAGACCAGUUUGCCCAGUCAUCAGGCCAAAGAACAGGCCAGUUUUCCCAGUCAUCAGGCCUUGCAUUAGGCCAAAAUGCCCAGUCAUCCGGAUAUGUAUCUGGACAGUAUGCACAGUUAUCUGGCCAAUCAGACCGGUCAUCAGGCCAAUCCGUACAAAUAACAGGCCAAUAUGUCCCGUCAUCAGGCCAGUUUGUCCAGUCAUCAGGCCAGGCAACAGGCCAGUUUGCCCAGUCAUCAGGCCAGGCAACAGGCCAGUUUGUCCAGUCAUCAGGCCAAAGAACAGGCCAGUUUGCCCAGUCAUCAGGCCUUGCAUUAGGCCAAAAUGCCCAGUCAUCCGGAUAUGUAUCUGGACAGUAUGCCCAGUUAUCUGGCCAAUCAGACAGGUCAUCAGGCCAGAUUGCCCAGUCAUCAGGCCAAGCAACAAGUCAAUAUGUUUCGUCAUCAGGCCAGGCAACAGGUCAGUUUGCCCAGUCAUCAGGCCAAAGAACAGGCCAGUUUGCCCAGUCAUCAGGCCAGGCAACAGGCCAGUUUGCUCAGUCAUCAGGCCAAGCAACAGGCCAGUUUGCCCAGUCAUCAGGCCAGGCAACAGGCCAGCUUGCCCAGUCAUCAGGCCAAGCAACAGGUCAAUAUGUUUCGUCAUCAGGCCAGGCAACAGGUCAGUUUGCCCAGUCAUCAGGCCAAGGAACAGGCCAGUUUGCCCAGUCAUCAGGCCAAGCAACAGGCCAGUUUGCCCAGUCAUCAGGCCAAGCAUCAGGCCAGUUUGCCCAGUCAUCAGGCCAGGCAACAGGCCAGAUUGCCCAGUCAUCAGGCCAAGCAACAGGUCAAUAUGUCCCGUCAUCAGGCCAGGCAACAGGCCAGAUUGCCCAGUCAUCAGGCCAGUUUGUCCAGUCAUCAGGCCAAGCAACAGGCCAGAUUGCCCAGUCAUCAGGCCAAGCAACAGGUCAAUAUGUUUCGUCAUCAGGCCAAGCAACAGGUCAAUAUGUUUCGUCAUCAGGCCAGGCAACAGGUCAGUUUGCCCAGUCAUCAGGCCAAGGAACAGGCCAGUUUGCCCAGUCAUCAGGCCAAGCACCAGGCCAGUUUGCCCAGUCAUCAGGCCAAGCACCAGGCCAGUUUGCCCAGUCAUCAGGCCAAGCAAUAGUACAGCUUGCCCAGUCAUCAGGCCAAGCAACAGGUCAAUAUGUCCCGUCAUCAGGCCAGGCAACAGGCCAGUUUGCCCAGUCAUCUGGCCAAGCACCAGGCCAGUUUGCCCAGUCAUCAGGCCAGGCAUCAGGCCAAGGAACAGGCCAGUUUGUCCAGUCAUCAGGCCAAGCAACAGGUCAAUAUGUUCCGUCAUCAGGCCAGGCAACAGGUCAGUUUGCCCAGUCAUCAGGCCAAGGGACAGGCCAGUUUGCCCAGUCAUCAGGCCAAAGAACGGGUCAAUAUGUUCCAUCAUCAGGCCAGGGAUCAGGCCAGUACGCCCCGUCAUCAGGCCAGUCAGGUCAGGCGCCAGGCAAGUCAACAGGAAAGAAUGCCCAUCGAGGCAAAUUGGUCAAGCCAACCAAGUCACCAGGCAAAUCAGCUGAAUCUGCCAAGAUGGAAGAAAAACAAUUAGAAUUGGAAAAGAAGCUGGAUUUGUUGGAUACAGACUUGAAAAUUGCGAAAAAUAAACAUCAGCUGCUAGCUGAGGAAGUAACUAAUAAAGCUACUAAAAAUAUGGAACUUGAAGAGCAGGUGAAGAAACUAAAACUUCAACUCACAAAAAGUAGCGCAAAUCAACAAGAAUUGCUGACGAAAGUAAAUGAACUAGAGACGGCAGUGCAGGAACACGAAGAAUAUUCGUCUUCCCUGUCACGCCAGGACGAAGGUCAAGAAACAGAAAAUGUCUGGACCAAGAGCGAAUUCUACAGGACAUGCGCCGAUCUCCGCGCAACGGAUCUUUCGAUUCCAUCCGGAAUGCGAUGGAUCGAUCCGGACGGCCAAGGCGUCGGCGAAAAUCCAAUUCACGUGUAUUGCAACAUGUCAACAGGAUCGACCUCAAUUCUACAUGAUAGUGAAUCUUCUAUCAAAGUGAGUUACUGCGCCGAGCCCGGGUGUUAUUCGCGCUCCAUCAUUUACCAAGCAUCCAUGGCACAAAUAAAAGCUUUGGCCGAUUUGUCUAGUGAAUGCCAUCAGUCGAUUACAUACGAUUGCUUCCUUGCACCGUACAAAGUCGGCAAUACCGUUUACUCCUGGUGGAACGACAGAGAUGGAAAUUCACAAUAUUUCUGGUCCGGAAAUAACGCAAAUGGAAUAUACACCUGUCAGUGCGGAAUAGACGGAAAUUGUGUCGAUUCUUCGGUUACGUGCAACUGUGACAGUCUUGCAAAACGGCAGUUAACCGAUAGCGGUGCCAUCAGAAACAAAAAUAUUUUACCAAUCACUCGCCUCAAUUUCGGACUAACUAAAUCGCCAACUGCCUCCGGUAUCCACAAGCUGGGCAGAUUGACAUGCUCCGGAUAUUCCAGACCUCGCCGAAACAUUCCAGGACAUUCGUUGAAACCUCCCGGACAAGUAGAUGGAACUGCUAUUGCAAAAUUGCCAACGUCCUGUGGUGAUGUAAAGAAAAUGGGCUACACCCUAAGCGGUUUCUUUUUUAUCAAAGGACCGAAAAUGAUGGAAUCCGUUUACUGCAAUUUCACUAAACUCUCCACAGACGCAGAUUUCCAGAAAUUUAUCGGAUACAUUGACGGCAAAUCGGCGCCAACGUAUUUUUACGUUCAACGAAACAAAAAAUUUGCCGAAAUCAAUACCCCAAUUACCUUCGAUUCUGAACUUGUAAACGCCGGAAAUGCUGUGAGUCUGUCAUCAGGAAAAUUUAAGGCGCUCGUCAAUGGAACCUAUUUCUUCUCCUUCGCGGGAAGGGCAUUUUCUCCGGCUUCAUCGUCGUUGCCGCCAAAUGGCCAAAGAGAUUUCGGUUUGCAAGUUUCUCUGUAUUUGAACGGUGAGCAAACUGGGAUUGAUUCGGUUCAAGAUUCAACCAUCGACUCUAAUCAAUGGAGUCCUGUGAUCCUCCAGUCGACCCUUAACUUGAAAAGGGGCGAUACUGUCUGGGUACAAAUUUCUUACCUUUCGCCAGGAGCUUAUUUGCAUGGUGACAAUUUCCACCACACCCAAUUCACUGGUUUUAUGCUGGAUGAGAAAAUUGUUAACUCCCUCUUAACUGCAUAGACGAAUUUUCGUCAUACCGUAGAGAAUUUAAUUGGUUCUUAUAAUAAAUGGGCAAAAUUAAAUUUAA